AUGCUACGUUCAAUGCCAGAUUUGGCGAUUGAGAAGAACGGAAACAAACCCACGUUUUUGUCGCUACCGCUUGAGAUUCGGCUUCAGAUCUACCAUUGGCUUCACCUCAUGUGUCCUGUUCGCCACGCGCAGCUUGCACCAUGGUAUCCGACUCCGGUGCAUUGUCAAUACAUUCUCCAGCGAGUAGACCCAGCAGCUUCGUCUGAAGAUACGACAUCGGAACGUGACAAAACACCACACCAUGGGCUUCUUUCGCCAUACCGUCCUCUAUCAGGGCUUCCGACGGGCCUCCUUAGAACAAAUCUCCAAAUCUACCGCGAGGCAAGAAUGAUACCUUUUAAACAGAACGAGUUCGUCUUCGUAAACUGGUUCGCCUCAGGUCUCUGGGCCGCACGCGCCUUCACUCGAGCCCUCGCCCCAUGGCAACGAGCCGCCUUACGCUACGUCCGGCUGGAAGUGCUUGCAAGGGACGUAGUAGUCGGAGGCGCUGGCCGCGAGGAAUGGCGCGUGCUAUGCACAGAGUGGGCAUCCGGCGUUAGAGGGUUGCGCAUGAAGAUGGUUCUCGGGGCGAGCAUGUCGGCGGUGACGGAGCCGGCGUUCGGAAGCGGAGCGGGGCGCAGAGCGGAGGCGGCGCGGCGAUGGGUCGGGGAGGGGCUCGGGCUGAUGACCCGGCUGGAGAGGGUGGAGAUGGAAGUUGUGGCGAGGGAGAUGAGCGAUGCGGAGAAGAUGGAGUGGUGCGAAGUGCUGCAGGAGGAACUGAGGGAGGGAGGGCUUGAGAGGGUUGAGGUUGUGUGUACGGAAAAGGUGCAGGAGAAGAUGGAGUGGAUUAAGAGUGAUGUUGGAUGGAGGAGUCGAGAGAGAGGAGCUACAAGCUCUACCGCAGAUGAAUCUACAGGGGAUGUAUCAAGCGAAGGAAACGUAUGA
This is a messenger RNA of Fusarium sp. VM40, 924 nucleotides long. The record is from the annotation of a GenBank genome assembly. NCBI's taxonomy places the organism in Eukaryota, Fungi, Ascomycota, Sordariomycetes, Hypocreales, Nectriaceae.